AUGAGAGCCAGAGGAGUUGUGCGACGUGGGCCUACCACGCAGUGGGAGGUCCAGGUGGAAAAUGGCUCCUGGGUCGGCUACGAGGAAGAGGCGUCUGCUACCAUCGAAGCUGCCUACAGCAAGAGGAUUCCGAGCCUCGAGCUGCGCCUGGGCCCACGAGGCUGGAAGUAUGUGAUCGAUCUUGGGAACCAGGUGCAGCUGAACCCCAAGACUAGAAAGUCGCGACCCAUUCGCCGUCAGGAGGCGCCCAUCUCACCCUCCUCGCCAUCGCGAGGAUGCGUAAAGCUGACCGAAGCGGAGUUCGAGGAGGCUGUACAGUUCUUUGUGGAUAUGCAGACAUUGCCACCGGCUCCUCCGCGACAUGGCAUUUAA
Messenger RNA from Symbiodinium sp. CCMP2456, 372 nucleotides. NCBI's taxonomy places the organism in Eukaryota, Dinophyceae, Suessiales, Symbiodiniaceae. The record is from the annotation of a GenBank genome assembly.